Messenger RNA from Helicoverpa armigera (cotton bollworm), 6796 nucleotides. RefSeq names its product transcription activator GAGA. Gene Ontology annotation, molecular function: DNA binding; protein binding. The record is from RefSeq and is a predicted model, not a curated record. Lineage: Eukaryota; Metazoa; Arthropoda; Insecta; Lepidoptera; Noctuidae. The transcript is spliced from 12 exons. Gene Ontology annotation, biological process: regulation of transcription by RNA polymerase II. Bases 334 to 2493 code for a protein of 719 amino acids. Gene Ontology annotation, cellular component: nucleus.
AUGUACGCACCUAUGUAAUUAAUAAUAAGGAGUAUCUAUAAAAUUAAACACAUUCCUACACAGAAGAUAUGCCGCUUGGCUAUAAUACAAUUUAUAAAGUUGUAUAUUAAUUACGGUAUAAUAAAGCAUGCGGGGGGCGAGGGGGCGCGCCGCGCUCUCAUAUUCCGUAUAUUGAUUGUGUGCGAGGGGGCCGGGGCAAGGAGGGGGCCACGGCGUGCCCCACUCUGUUUUUUACGACACGGCUUUCUGUGUAACAUAAUUAUUGUAUUAAUUUUGUGAAAUGUUUCGGUGUUAUUUGUGAAAAAUCGAGAAGUCGGUAAAGCGAUUUGCGAGAUGCAGGGGCUGGUGAGCGAUAAGACGUUCCACUUGAAGUGGAACAACCACCUGCAGAACUUGAGCCAGCUGUUCACGACCAUCUACUCGUCGUCGGCGCUGGCGGACGUGACGCUCUCCUGCCGCGACGGCACCCUCAAGGCGCACAAGCUCGUGCUCUCGGCAUGCAGUCCUUACUUCGAGCAGAUAUUCAAGGACAACCCAUGUCAACAUCCAAUAGUUAUACUGAAGGGGAUCCCGUUCUCGGAGAUCAACCUCCUUGUGGAGUUUAUGUACAAGGGGUCGGUGGAUGUCCAAGAGCUGGACCUGCAGUCCCUGAUGCACACAGCCUCCGAGCUAGAGAUACGGGGGCUGGCAUAUGAGGCUAGGGACAAUGCUGCACAGAUGUUGAAUGUUAACUUGGAGUACCCAACAUAUCCCGCUACUUCCGUGUCGGCUCAGCCCACAUACUCACAAGCAAGGACUGAUGUGGAGAGGCUGAAACAGAUACACAUGUACCAGCAAUCCAUGAUGCGUGCCGAGGAGAUAAGGAGAAGGCGUCGGGAAGACCCACCGACGACUCACACGGCUGUGAAUAAUAUCCUCGCGGCUGCGGCUCGGGAAAUGGAGGAGGCAAUGCAUGCCUCCCGCGGCGGGGAAAGGGUGGUCGCCUGUAUCCAGACGGAGCAUGAUCAGGCAGCGGCAACAUCAACAACCGACGCCAAACGCGAUGUGGAAGAAGAACGCCCAAAGAAAAGGACUUCCAUCUUGUCUCCUGACGAUGAACGGCUUCGGGCCAAGAAGAAACCCAUGACUGUACGCUUCCAAGACGAUAAUAAGACUGAAGAACGUCAUAAGGUCACUUCCCCUGGCGCCCCCAGCAAUGAUACCAACAAGCACGAAGAGAACAAACAUGGCGGCAUCAAAGUGGUGCAGUUGGCAGUACUGCAGAAACCCACCAAUAACGAACAGGAUGACUCUGACGAAAAAGGCGGCAACAAGACCCUGGAUGAUGACGAGGAGACGGACUCCAGCGGGUCGGUGUCAGACUCCGCGACCAACGAUGCGCAGGACGGACGUCCGCACGUCUGUGAUGUUUGUGAUCUGAGAUUCCAGCGCUCUUCCCACCUGACCCGUCACAAGCUGACGCACACGGGCGAGCGUCCGUUCACGUGCGGCGGCUGCGGACGAUCCUUCGCUCGCUCCGACAAGCUCAGGGUGCACACCAAGAUCUGUGAGAAGGAGGACCCAACAGUAGACAUGGCAACGGAAGCCCCAUCAUUCAAACGCGAGAGCAACUCGGAAGUGAUGUCGGGCAUGGUCCGCACCACGCACCGCGAGUCCGGCCACCUCGUGUUCACCCCCAGCGGCGACGUCAUGCUGCCGCCGAGGUCACACCCCGUCGUGCUCAACGCCACCCUGGACCCCGUCAAGAACGAGAUCAAUCCGGAUAAUCUGUUGGAGGCCCCGCGCAGGGGACGCGGCAGACCCCGCAAGACCCCGCUGCCGCUCAUGCCGAAGAUUAAGAAGAAGCGUGGACGCCCGCCUAAGACUUCGCUUGACAUGGAAGGCUGCGUGCUGACGAGCGGGUCGGUGAUGGGCCCGUCCGUCGCCCACCUCACGCCGUCGGGCCAGCAGCUGCUGCUCAAGCGCAAGCGGGGCCGCCCGCCCAAGAACUACCUGCUGCCCAGACAAGGUAUGUUGGAUAUGGAUAUACCGAUGCAGUACGGACUCGCGAUCAACAAGUUUCACGGACGACCCAACGAGAACUACAACGCAACCAACCUACCCUUCGGCGACUUCUCCUACUUAACCGAAAUGAUCUACAACCCACUGGCAUACGGGAACUACGGCGUGACCAGCGUCGACCCCGACCGCAACGUCGACACUGACCAUCCAACUGACACCCACGACCGCACCAUCGACGUCUCCGACUCCUCAUCCGACGACGAUGACUCCCGCGUCGAGACCGAAGACAACAUCCCCGUUGCCAUGGAAACGCAGAUCAUGACUGUCGGCGACUGCCAGAUUGUGAAACUACCACCGAGUAACGAAGAUAAGGAGGAGAAAAUUGAGCAAGUUGUUGAGACUACAGUGUCCUCGUCUACGCCGUCGUCGGUCACUAUAACACCCAUUACGACAGUGGGUGAUUGCACCAUCAGGCCGGUGGAGAACACAUAAGAUUUCGCAGCCAUGUUAGUCUACCCCGUCUACUGGCACACGGGAUGAGCCUACUGCAGAGAGUGAGUAUGUACUUGAGUGGUUUACUUUAUACGUUGCGCGAUCUCACAGUGAGACUCAAUGCAAAUUAGAUAUAUGUUGCGGUAUUUUGAUGAGAAUCAUGUGCGGUUUAUACUAUGUUUAUUAUUUUAAAACACAAUUGUGUGUUAUUUUAUUAUAUUUUAAUUUUCAUUGCAAUUAAUGUGUAAUCUGCAUUUGGAAAUUCUAAAUUGCAGCUUUUUCUGGUGUCUUUGGGAAGAUUUUUAAACAAUAUGGGGUAGACGUUGUAUUAUAUUAUUGUGGUAGCAUUCACUUCGGAUUAAGUGGUCACAGAUCGAUGAUACACUUUGGUGUUGAAGUGGAGUAGAAAUUGAUAAAUAAUGCAGUAUUUGGGCGUUUGUAAAUUGGGCAUUGGACGUAGGAUGCUUCCGUAGUGAAUUCUUUACGAAUGAGUGUAUGAGGCCAGCUUUAUAAUAACGACAGUGUCUUAUAAGAGCCUUAAAAAUUGACACUAGCGUCUGGCAUUUCCAGGAUCGUUAUUUAUCCCCGCUGAACCUCAGCAUACCAUGACUCAUCUCAUACACCGAGAUAAGACUUUUUACUAUUAAUUUUAAAUAUAACUUCCAACAAAUGCCCUAAAAAUCAUGCAUGCGAAGGUAAUUUGUACCUGUGUGAGAACAAAAUAUUUCAGCGAUCAAACGCCGUAAGAAUAAGUAGAAUUUGAUUAAUCUUCAAGAUUUGCACUCAAUGUCUUCCCAGGCACCGUAAUGCUACUACAAUGAUAAUCAUGUAUAUCUAUGAAAAAAAAAAUACUAAGAAUUCAAAGUGACUGUCAAAAAUGCAUUUAGAAUUGGUGGUGAUGAAAUAUUUAUUUUAUUGGUCUACUAAUGUACCAUAAUGCCAUAAGCUUUACAUAAUUUUAAUCGUGAUACUCAAUUAGACGACUCGUAUACUUAUCAGAACAAAUAUUAAUUGUCACAAUAUUGUUGGGCUGCAGUGUACUGCAUACAGUACAAAUAUUCUGACAAAAAAAAAUCAGAUCUGCGAGGAAUAUCAUUUUUGGAAGACACGAAAAUCAAUAAAAAGGCUAUGAGUGCAAUAAGUUGCUUAAUUUACAACAGCAAUAAGGAAGAAAGACAAAAGUUUACAAAACAAUGAAGUAAAAAUUAAUAAAGUAAAUAAACUACUUCAGCGUUCACGUAAACAGGUACACAGUACACUGCAGAUCAAAAGUUUUACGUAUAGAUGUGUAUUUUGCGAAUAUCUACAUAGAGGCAGCAUAUUUACUGAAUAAUAAUGUAACGGUGACACUAUUUAGAUACGCGAUGUUUAUUAUAAUGUGCACUUAACGUUGCCUUCACUGUUUUUCUUGGCGUACACACCAUUGGUAUCCCGGGCCUAUGUAAUAUCACGCCCACUCUAUAAGAAACUAAUGGUGUGUAAACCAACUUAACACUCCUCAAAAGUAUUUCAAUAUUUAUUUUCACGCGAAAUCUCUCGAUCGAUCUGAUUUUUGUUUAAUACCGAGAGACUGACUUCCAUAACGUGACGAAAUAUUUUUGAGCAGUGCUCGUGCGAACGUAGCAAUCUGGUCGGCUGUCUAUUUUAUACGUUUAUUUUCUAUAAUAAUUUGGUAGUUAGUCGUUGUGUAGCAAGCACACGCUAUGUCGCCUUUUCCAUAUUUCUUAACUGUAUCAAUCUCUGUGAAUAUUAGAAUGUAGUAAGUAGUGUCUUAGAUGAAUAUAAAACUUAAUAUUCUAAAUAUUAACUCGACAACACCACACGAACAAGUGAUACGAAUAAGCUACAUAUUUUUAGCAGAAACAUAUUGUAUUGACAUAUUAACAAUAUAUUUCUUUAAUAGUUUUGCCUGUAAAAGCAAUGGAUAACGUAUCGUAGUUCUAUAUAUAAUGAUAGUGCAGUAUAUAACCACAAUAUAAAGACAGGUGUCGGCCGCGGCCUGUGAAACAGUCUCGGCGACUUUACAAUAUCAUAUUUUUCGAACAAACACGUUUUAGUUCCUCGUUAUGUUCGAUAGAGACUAAUGUAGAAGUCUGCAUACAUACAUUAUAAUGUCGGUGUAAUAAAAGUAUUAAACUCACUAUUAUGAAAAAUCAUAAUCAUUAUUUUCUUUAUAAUCUGUACAGUAGUAGAUAUAGUUCCUAACUUGUAAUCGAUACAAACUAUAACCCUUGAAUUAAUGAAGUAGAUGAGACGUAAUAUUUCUUUAAUCAUUUAGAAUUAAGUUUAUAUUAUGAUCAAACUUUGAGUAUAUCUUUUUUAGUAUUCACUAUUAGUGAUAGUCGAUUUGUUUAAGUAUCAAUUGCGAUAUAAUUUACGUAUUUAAUGGAAGACUGCUCGGAUUCGUUUUCUGUUGACGUGUAUCGUUGCGUUGUACUCGUUGAUGCCACAGAUCUGUUGCAUUUUAACAUUUUUGACGUAGCUGUGCGUGAUUAUGCUUGAACUAUUUCCAAUUCUUAAAGUACGAUAUGUGGCACCAACGAGUACAACAGUUAUUAUAAUUGUGAACAUUUUGACAUGAAACAGCCCCGAAGAGGCAAAUCGUGAGUCUCAGGCGGCAAGCUAAGCUUAUUGAGAAUUAUUUUAAUAUAGGAAUCUGUAUUUUUAUAACGAAACUAAGAUAAGUUGAAGCGGUAAUAAUCAUUUACUCCUGUAUGUCACAUAUUGUAAGCUGUGUUUAGUUGUGUUUUACAAGCGCCUUUUGGCCCGUUGUCGUUAAGUUUCAUGUGUUCCCUUCGAGGUGUGACGGAUAAUAUCUACAUGUAUCUGCUAUUGGGAACGAAAAGCAAUAAGAAAUUCGAAUCAUUGUGUGGUAAAAAUUGUGAUUGUAAUCAAAAUGUUUGUCAUGAAUCGAUAUCUCUAUGGUCUAGGGCAGCUAUAUUGUCUUUUACAUUGACCAUACCAUAGCAUAUAUAAAAUAAAUAAAUCUGAUCAAAUAUUACCCACCUUUUGCCUUGAUAAGUCAUAAGUAGGGUGAAUAUAUUUUAUUUCCUCCAACUAGGAAGAGUUAUUUCAAGUGUUGGAGUUCAGAUGAAGGCAAGACGUAUUUAAGCAAAUACAUGUAUAUAUUGUCUGGUUUACUUUUGGCAAUAUGAUGGUUAUAAUCGGACGUUGGAUCGAGAGCAUUGAUUGCAUUUAUAUUUAUUUUGUAUUGGUGCGAUAUGUUACAAAAUUAUUGAUUUAUACGAAUAUUUUGAAGAAAUCCUAUUGUUUUACAAGUAUACAAUGUCUAAAAAUUAGUUAUUAUCAACGAUAAUGCAAUUCUUUUUAAAUCCGGUGGUUUAACAUGAGUUCUAAUUUUUGGGAAAGUACGUACAUUUAGUACUCAUGAUAAGCCCCCAAUUCUAUUUGUCUAUGAUGCUAAAAUUAUUCUAUGUUGAUCUAGGUUAUGAUUAUUUUUAAAACACUUCCUCAAUAUUGAUAUAAUUUGCUUCUGCCUAGAUAAUCGAGAUAUUUUUGUCCUGUAUUACACAUAGCACACACAUGUAUGGAUACUCCUACACAUAAUGCAUUUUGAGUAUAUCUCUGCAUUUUAAGUAACCACCAAACUCUUGAAUGUGUUCAGAAGUUCAAUUUUUAGCAGCUAUUUGGCAGCAAUUUUAGUUCUUAGUUCUACUACCAGCAUACGUAUAUAUGACAGUGUCCAUGUUGAUCUGAUUUUGAUAUGGUUUAUCUUUCUCAAAACAUCACACAAUUACAAUAAUAAUUUGCAUACUUGACAAAAAGUUGAGGUUUAAAUAGGAACUUAAACUACGGGUGAAAUUAUAUAUUCCAUCGAAAUCGGAGCUAUAUUGACGUUGUCUUAUUUGAUUAAUAUUUUUAAACUUAAAAAUAAUAUGAAAAUAUCAUGCAAAUUGUGCUAUGUGUAGUACCAACCCCAUAACAAAAACAUGUAUCCAAUUACAAUUUGUCGUAAAAUAAUAUAAAAUUUUACGGCCGGAUAGUUUGUAGACAAAUAGUAUAUUAUGUUUAGUUUUAAUGAACGUUUUAUAUUCCUGUAUUUUGUGAAAUGUUCAUCAUUUUACGUUGUGAUCAUUUGAGUGCAAAAUUAUUAUACGUUUAACCAGUUUACUUUGACGAUUUGUCAGUUAGGGCAGCAAAUGUAUACUUUAUGUUUGCAUAGUCCGAGAGCAGUAUUUUUUAGAUUUAAUCUUUAUUAUAACUUUUUUUAUUUUAACAUUAUGAAAUUCGAUCGUUAGUUAAUUUCUAACAUGAAAUAUUUAAUAAAGAAAUCACAAAAUUA